Saprolegnia parasitica CBS 223.65 is the source of this 978-nucleotide messenger RNA. RefSeq lists its product as hypothetical. The record is from RefSeq and is a predicted model, not a curated record. NCBI's taxonomy places the organism in Eukaryota, Oomycota, Saprolegniomycetes, Saprolegniales, Saprolegniaceae. Gene Ontology annotation, cellular component: membrane. The transcript is spliced from 4 exons. Bases 52 to 978 code for a protein of 308 amino acids.
ACCGGCCUUUCUACCCGCGUGGUCAAUCUCGCUUGCGAUCGUCCAGGAGCGAUGCAGUGCCGCAGCUUUAGCCGCCUCGUGCUCAUCUUCACCAAUGUGCUCUUCCUCGUGCUCGGCGGCGUCCUCAUCGUCAUCGGCGGCUACAUGAUGCACGUGCCCGACCUGAACGCGUUCUCGGCCGAUGGCAUCUCAAGCGCCGUCAUGGCCUGCGGCGUGCUCAUCGUGCUCAUCGCGCUCCUCGGCUGCUGCGGCGCACACUGGGAAAGCAAGGUCUUCCUCUGCCCGUACGCGACGCUGGUGACCGUGUCGGUCGUCGCGCAGCUCGCGCUCGCCGGCCUCAUGCUGCACGUACACCACUCGCUGGUCCACAUCUCGCAGGCCAGCUACGCAAACCAGUCGGCGUUGCUGUCCGAGGACGACCAGAUCAUCCUCGGGAGCCUCCACUCGAUCUUCAACGAGGCGUACGACGCCUGCCAGCCGCAGGUCGACCUCAUCAAGAGCCUCCAAGUCGGCUCGGUCGUGCUGCAGUGCAUGGGCGCCGACCCGUCGUACCAGUGGUUUGCCCCGUUCGCGGCCAACCGCUGCUCGAUCCGGAAGCAGGACCUGCUCCCGAACUCGACCUUUCGCCAGUGCGCCAAAGACAUGGCCGACGGUGCGAGCGCGACGCAGCUGACGAAGGAAGCUCUCUUUUGCUCGUGCGAGGCCAACCUCGUCGCAUGGAUGGACGAACAGAGUGAGCUCAUUGGCACGAUCGUCGGCGUCAUUGCGGGCUUUGAGGUGGCCCUCGUGCUUCUCUCGUUCUACCUCGUGUGCACGCAGCGCCGGCGCCACCGCGGGUACCAAGAGAUCCGCAUGCCGCUGCGGCCGCAGUUCAACGCGCACCCGUACAACAACCUGCGUAUGAACCCGGCCAACAACCCGUACCAGCCGCAAGCUGGCCGCACAGCGCAGUCGCCGCUCGUGCCGCCGCAGCCUUGA